AUGUUUUUGAAGUUCUUCAGGAAGGACAAGAAGGAUAAGGAAAAAGAAAAAGAAAAGGAAAGGGAGAAGGAGAAGGAUGGGGAACGUCUGCGCGAUAAGGUCAACGAGAAGAGGGGUGUCAAUAACAACCACGGUAGUACAGCGACAGCAAGGCAAGACAAGGUGACAAAAGAUGAUUUUGAGAGUUUGGAUGUUCUGGGGAAAGGCUCUUUUGCCUACGUGGUUCUUGUGCGUCGCGUGGGCACGAAUGACUACUACGCCAUGAAAGUAGUAAAUAAGCAGGGACUGCUCGAUCACAACCGAUAUCGCGAUGUAUUUAUUGAGCGCAAUGUAUUGUCACGUCUCACUCACCCGUAUCUGCUAAAACUGUACUGGACAUUUCAGUCGGAGCAUAAGUUGUUCUUUGUCAUGGAAUAUAUGCCUGGGGGCGACCUUGACAAGUAUAUGAACAACCUUCCCUCAAAGCAGCUUGACAUUUUUACGGCGAAGCUUUACGGGGCCGAAAUUCUUUUUGCGUUAUUAUGCCUGCAUGAACACAGUGUCAUCUAUCGCGAUUUGAAGCCGGAGAACAUUCUUUUAUCAGGGGAUGGGCACUGCGUGUUGGCUGACUUUGGUCUUUCGAAGGAUUUCUACAACCCAAAGCAGGGUGGGGACGCAGCCGCUAACGACAUGCGAGCGAAUUCUUUUGUUGGUUCACCUUUUUAUGUUGCGCCGGAUGUACUGAAACAGAGUGAGUACACCAGCGCCGUAGAUUUCUGGUCGUUUGGUAUCCUGCUGUACCGUAUGAUUUGCGGCCGAACGCCAUUUAAUGGAAAGAGCAUGCGAGAGGUCUUUGACAAUAUUCUUUACUCGGAUCUGCGUUUCCCCAGCAGUGUUCAGAUUCCUGCGGAGGCGAAGGACUUGAUUGGCCGACUUCUCGUAAAGGACGCCAACCGCCGCAUCAAGGCCCCAGAGAUUAAGGCCCACCCCUUUUGGACCGGCCUCAACCUCGACGAUGUGAUGGAGAUGAAGGUGAAGCCGCCAAAGUGGACGCCGAUCCCGUCGGCGGCGCAACUGAUGGCGGAGAGGGCGAAUGCGGGGGGCGCUGCCGCCUCAGCUGAGAGCUCCGGACACGUUGUUAAUACGCCUGCGCAGUCAUCACAACUGAACACGCGGCAGCAGCAGCUUUUUACAGGGUUUUCAUGCACUGCGGAUAAUCACUUGAAUAAGAGUUAG
Molecule: messenger RNA, 1215 nt
Organism: Trypanosoma rangeli
Lineage: Eukaryota; Euglenozoa; Kinetoplastea; Trypanosomatida; Trypanosomatidae
Product: putative rac serine-threonine kinase
Exons: 1
Coding region: 1-1215 (404 amino acids)
Biological process (GO): protein phosphorylation
Molecular function (GO): ATP binding; protein serine/threonine kinase activity
Source: RefSeq, a predicted model, not a curated record